CUAUACCGACUGAGCUAAUAUUGGAAACUAAUGUAAAUUGAUAUAUCCCUGAGAUAGUUCUCCUUCCAAAGUUCCGGAGGAUUUAAUCCCGCCGCUUACUGACAGUCGGACACCAGUGAAAGCGAUGACGUAAAGGUACUACCGAGUCAGCGUUGCGAAGAAAGAAACCAACUCAUUUCAUAGCUCGGACGUGUGAGGAAUUCAUGUGGCAGCCAUGAGUUCUGCCUCAUUUCAGAAGGCUACGCUUAGUAUACAACUGAAUCACAGUGCCUGUACACAAUCUGGUCAAUGGACUUGUUCUUCGUGCUUCUUGUUAUCAGCAUCGUAUUCGGAGAGAGUGCAGAACGGCAGACGGAUGCGAGCGGUUGGGAAUGGAGUAGGAGAAUGCAUCGUGUGGAGGAACUUGUACGGCACUGGGCUCCACUGGUUUGGCUUGCGCCAGGAGAGCGCUAUUUCCCCAGUGAUGUUUCCGGAUUUCUCCAGCACGUCAUGCCACACCGGAACGCUGGGAAAUUUUCAGAGUCCUGGUACCUCGCUACGAAGCUAAGUAUUGAUUCGCUUCUACUGGAUUCGACAUCGUUCCUCUACGGGACAAACCCAGCCCUGUCUGCGGUUCCGGUGUACGCAGUGGUCAGCACUUGUCCCAACAAAAGUGCGCUGUUCCAUGUGACCUACUGGAUGUUCUACCCAUACAGUCAGGGGAAGCCCCUGUGCAUGGUGGAUACAGGCCUGUUUGGCACGUGGCCAGUCCCUGCAUUCAACGCGCAGUGUCUGGGGAAAGUCCGGGAGUACGGCAGCCACAUCGGCGACUGGGAGCACAUGAGCCUCGAGUUUCGGGGUCAUGGCAGCCUCCCUUCUGCAAUGUACGUGUCCACCCACGACGCUGGUGCCUUCUACUGGUACAAUGCUGCAAUUGGGGCUUUUGAGUACGAUCGUCAGGAAGUACGAAAAGGGGUGCUACAGAGACCCGUAUUUCCUCCCAGGGCUAAUGUUACCUCUGUAGGACAGCAUCCUAUACUCUUUGCUGCGAGAGGUUCGCAUGGUCUCUGGACUGCUCCUGGUAGACACAAGUACGUGAAAGUGGCUGGGCUGCAUGACGACACAGGAUACGGCGAGCUGUGGCCAACUUGGAAACACGUACAAGUGAUACAUGACUCUGCAAUGCUUCCUGCAUGGUUGCAGUUCCGGGGCCGUUGGGGUAACCCCAAAAGUAAAUGUCAUCCCGUGGCCAGGCUUGCGCUGAGUAUCUGUCAGUACUCCGACGGGCCGACCGGGAUCCCAAUGAAGGAGAACCACUUUAAGUGCUGAGUUAAUAAAUAUUAGCAUGAAGAAAAUGAAAGAAUGCCGUGAGGAGCGUUAGAAAUAUAAUUCAAAGAAAAGUGGCCUCUGAAACGAAUCAGAAAAGGAUGACUCGGUGAAAGAUUGGAAGAGAGCAGGAAAGGAAAGAAGAAAUUGUGAGAAAUUUAGAAGGAAGGGCUGUGGGAAGAAAGAAGGGAUUGGAAAGUAUUCGUCCAUUGACCUAUAUAAAAUGGAAACACUGCUAGAAGGAGAGUAUACGGGGAAGAGUCAAUUAAGAUUAAGAGGAAUAUGGCCGCGAAAAUGCAAGCUUCCAACAUCAAAUAAGGAAAGCAGGUUAAGAAAGCGCUUUGAUGGAGGGGGGAAAUCAGACAUGCGUAUUAGUCGAAAAGCAUUCAAAGGACCAGUUAGGAGACCUAAGACUGGAUGAUAAUUUUGAGAAGGAUUUUAAUGAAGCAGGAUGCAGACCGGAUUCAUCUGGCUCAGGAUAGGGACUAGGAGCGUGCUCUUAUGAAAACGUUAUUGAGCCUUCGAGUCUCAUAAGAGUCAAAGAAUAUCUUGACUUGCUAAGCAACUAAUAAAAUCUUUGCUCCAUUGGAUUAUAAUAAUUCAGUUGUGUGUGUUUCAAUAAUAAUAAUAAUAUGAUAUAUUUGCUCCAUGUAAAAGAGGUUGAGCAACAGGAACGACAGUUUCUAAGUAAUACACGCUAGAAAAAUAGAACAGCGGUUUAAUGCAACCCGUUUCAAAACAACGGCUCGGUACUUGCGCGUAGGCAGUGACGUCACACAACAGUGGAUAGAGACCACUUGACGUGUUUUCUGUAGAUCCGCGACGAAGGUUUGUGGGGGACUGUAAAAGUCGUUCGCAGUCAGUCGUAAGCUGGAGGAGUGAGUAACAGAUGGACUUCACAUGAGUUCCGAAGUUCUAAGGGAACAGCAGUGUGGCCAGAAGAACAAUUAGAAAACCUAGUGUGUGACGUUGCAUGCGUUGCAGCACAGUGAUAUUGGGAGUGUGUGAUUAAGUGAGACUCUUAUAGUUCCUGUGUUAUA
Molecule: messenger RNA, 2345 nt
Organism: Cryptotermes secundus
Lineage: Eukaryota; Metazoa; Arthropoda; Insecta; Blattodea; Kalotermitidae
Product: putative vacuolar protein sorting-associated protein TDA6
Exons: 5
Coding region: 289-1308 (339 amino acids)
Source: RefSeq, a predicted model, not a curated record